Molecule: messenger RNA, 575 nt
Organism: Apus apus (common swift)
Lineage: Eukaryota; Metazoa; Chordata; Aves; Apodiformes; Apodidae
Gene: HTD2
Product: hydroxyacyl-thioester dehydratase type 2
Exons: 1
Coding region: 1-507 (168 amino acids)
Source: RefSeq, a predicted model, not a curated record
AUGUUUCAGCGCUUCAGAUGUGGAAUUUUGGGAGGGGAUUUCCAACAGAGAGCCUUGGCAAAGCUAGCAGUUAUCAACUCACUGCCUGGACGUCCUUCACCACAGAGUUUACACAUAAAAGUUGGAGACAAAGCUCAACUUACCAAAGCUUUUACACAGAAUGAUGUUGUUACAUUUUCUGAUUUAACAGGCGACACGAAUCCUUUGCAUUUAAAUGAAGAUUUUGCGAAGCAAACAAGGUUUGGGAGAACUAUUGUACAUGGAGUUUUAAUCAAUGGACUUAUUUCUGCAGUUCUGGGCACUAAAAUGCCUGGCCAAGGCUGUGUGUUUCUUUCUCAGGAGAUCCGAUUUCCAGCUCCUUUAUAUACUGGUGAAGAAGUUGUAGCUGCAGCAGAAGUUAAGCGACUGAAGGGUUCUAUUGCACACAUCUCAGUAUCCUGUAAAGUCAGAGAAAAUGAAAAGACUGUUAUGGAAGGGAUGGUGAAAGUCCUGGUGCCAGGCAGUUAGAGCUGUUGAUCCUGUGCUGCUUUACUAUAAAGGUCAGAAAUAUAUGCUUUUUGGUUUGGUGGUUUUGA